Heterobasidion irregulare TC 32-1 is the source of this 788-nucleotide messenger RNA. RefSeq lists its product as uncharacterized. The transcript has 4 exons. The coding region runs from base 36 to 689 and encodes 217 amino acids. The record is from RefSeq and is a predicted model, not a curated record. Lineage: Eukaryota; Fungi; Basidiomycota; Agaricomycetes; Russulales; Bondarzewiaceae.
CGAGCCUCGUCUCAUCAUCCACAUCGUAUCAAAGAAUGUCGUCGGGAGCACUUGGGAUGCUUUCUUUCUCCCUUGACGUGCUUAAACCCCGAUAUUCAGAGGCAGUCGCGCGUCUGAAAAACUCUCUCAUGGCGCUCUUUGCGCUCGUCGUACUCACUCAUCUACUCCCAGUACCUCCUCUUUACUCUGCUCUCUGGAGAGUGUACCGGGGUUCCUAUCGAUCAUUCCCUCAUAAAGUGAUAUCACUCUCGGAAUUCUGGGCAUUUUCCAUUCUGGCGUUCAAUAUCCUCCAAGCAUCUUACGCCAUCUACUCCCCGCGAAAACCGCAUGCACCUCCACCCACUCCUGCAAAACCUCUUUCCAUACUUCAGUCACCACGCGCCACUCCUUCAGCACCAGCCUGGCGAUCUAAAAGUCACGGACUCUCUCCCAACACAACGCCUCAACGCCAGAAGGCCUUCGCACCUUCGGCAUCAUAUACCCCGUCGGAUCCAUUGAACCUCGCGCGGUCGUACACUCUAUCGUUUUUCGGUCCAUCCUCUGAUGCAUCAUUUGCUUCUUCCGUGUCGCUACCACCUUCUCCAUCACCACUGGCGGCAUAUCGUGGACGACAGGGUGGUGCUAUUGGACGACCACUCGAUGCGUCUCUCCUCGCCCGUCUAUCGCAGAUGGAUUCGGAUGAUGAAUGAUCACACCACCCAGAUACUACAUAUGCACACUUAUUAAUGGAUACGAUUCAGGUAUAUGUGCGCGGUGAUUGGCGUAUGCCCAGAUAGGCUCCAUGCAUA